This is a messenger RNA of Anoplopoma fimbria (sablefish), 2679 nucleotides long. RefSeq names its product NOC3-like DNA replication regulator (gene noc3l). Gene Ontology annotation, cellular component: nucleolus. Lineage: Eukaryota; Metazoa; Chordata; Actinopteri; Perciformes; Anoplopomatidae. The record is from RefSeq and is a predicted model, not a curated record. The transcript has 21 exons. Gene Ontology annotation, molecular function: chromatin binding. Gene Ontology annotation, biological process: DNA replication initiation. Bases 144 to 2534 code for a protein of 796 amino acids.
CUCCGGCCGCUGGGGGCGCUGUCACGUGUCUGCUCGACUGCUUCCGGGUUGUCGGUCUGAACCCGGAACUUCCGGUCAGCACGCGUGUGGAAACAAACUGUAGCUCCUCCAAAACACCGACACGCGCAGCAGAUACCACCGCCAUGGGUCCGCCUCGUUCUAAGAAGCGUCGUCCGACGUUCCGCCGUCUGCUGAAGACGAGCGGCGUGAAGCUGGAGAACAAGUUGAAGAACCGUCAGAAUAAGCAGCAGAACGUCGCCAAGAAGCAACGGAAGGAGCAGAAGAAGCUGCGUCAGGCGGUGAAGGACGCCGUCAUCAGGACGCCCCGCCCACUGGAGACGUACAGGAAGAGACCCGAGGAAGAGGAGGAUGAGGAGUUUCUGGAGAGUCUGCCGACCGACAUGAUGGAGGAAGACGACGUAGCGGCGAUGACCGCCAUGGCCCGCCAGGCCUCCUUCGUCACCAGAGACCUGUCGUCAUGCGGGCCGGUGCACAGUGGGAAGAAGAGGAGCUCGGAGGUGAUGCGGGGCUACGAGAAGGUUCCCAGGAAGCUGAGGAGGACGGAGGAGAAGGAGGUGAUCCACCUGCUGCCAAUCAAAGACCGGAGAGGAGUCGUCCCUCAGAGCUUCGAGAGAGUCAUCAAAAAGCAGGAGGAGGAGGAGGAGGAAGAGGAGGAGGAGGCGGCUGCUGACGAGGCGGAGUUUGAAGACGAGCCGGAGACCCUGACGGCGGAGCAGAGAGAAGAGCUCAGAGUUCAAAAGGUCAACGAGAGGAAGCUGAACAUCGCCCGUCUGGGAUCAGCCGUGGUGUCGGACCCGUACAGUAAUAUAAAGAGGGUGAAGGAGCUGCGUGGGAUGCUGAUGGAGACGGACCCGAGUGUCGCCGUGACGGUCAGGAAGCUGGUGAUGGUGUCUCUGAUGGAGAUCUUUAAAGACGUUGCCCCCACCUACAGGAUACGACCUCUGACCCCUGAAGAGAAGGCCUCCAAGGUGAAGAAGGAGACCCAGCAGCUGCGGGACUUUGAGGAGGGUUUGGUGAGUCAGUAUAAGUUCUACCUGGAGGACUUGGAGCAGACGGUCAGAGACUGGAAGCAGAAGAAGAAGAAGCGCAGUCAGGCGGUGGGGUUCCAGUCCUACCUGGGUCUGGCUCAGGUCGCCGUCCGGUGCCUGUGUGAGCUGCUGCUCGCUCUUCCUCACUUCAACUUCCACAACAACAUCAUCGUCAUCCUCGUCCCUCUGAUGAACGACCCCGUCAAGCAGGUGUCAGGUAUGUGUUGUGAUGCCUUCAGGAAGCUCUUCCAGCAGGACAAAGAGGGCGGGGCUUCGUUGGCCACGGUGCGGGUCAUCUCCGGCCUCGUUAAGAGUCUCAACUUCAACGUCAGACCCGAGCUGCUGAAGACGCUGCUCAGCCUGAGGAUAAAGGAGGUGCAGAUGAAGAAGGACAUCGAGGACACGGCACCAAAGAAGAAGUUCAUGAACAACAAAGAGAAGAAGAAGAACCUGUCCAGGAUGCAGAGGAAGUGGAAGAAGGCGGAGGAGAAGUUGGAGAAGGAGCUGCUGGAGGCUGAAGCCUCUGAGUGCAAAGAGAAGAAGAUCAAGCUGCACACAGAGACUCUGAACAUCGUCUUCCUCAUCUACUUCAGGAUCUUAAAGAAAGCUCAGAAGUCAGUUCUUCUUCCUGCUGUUCUGGAGGGACUGGCCAACUUUGCUCACCUGAUCAACCUGGAGUUCUUUGACGACCUGCUCAACGUGCUGCAGAGCCUCAUCCAAUCAGGAGAUCUGACCAGUAGAGAGUGUCUCCACUGCAUCCAGACAGUGUUCACCAUCCUGUCAGGACAAGGAGACGUUCUGAACAUCGACCCUCUCAACUUUUACUCUCAUCUCUACAAAAUGCUGCCGCGGCUCCACGCAGGGGCGCCCAAUGAUGACAUCAUCAUCGUGCUGCGGUGCCUGGACGCCAUGCUGACCCGCCGCAGGAAGCAGGUGAGCCUGCAGAGGGCGAUGGCGUUCGUGAAGCGACUGAGCGUGCUCAGUCUGCACGUGCUGCCCAACGCCAGCGUGGGCCUCCUCGCCGCCAGCAGAGCCACCGUGCACGGGUUUCCUAAGUGUGACUUCCUGUUGGAUAACGAGGUUCAGGGCAGCGGCUUCUACCUGCCGGAGCUGGACGAACCGGAACACUGCAACGCCCAGAACACGGCAUUGUGGGAACUACACACACUGCAGAGACAUUACCACCCGGUGGUGCGGCGGAUGGCGGUCCACCUGAGUCAAGGAGCUCCCAGUGACGGGUCGGCGUCGCUCAGUGCGGAGCUGAGCCGCAGGUCUCCGGUGGAACUGUUCAACGUCUACAGUGUCAAAGACAUGACCUUUAACCCCCCUGUAGCUCCACCCGGCAGCAAGAAGAAGGACCGGUUCGGGUUCGGAGCGGCGCUGAUGGACGCCGAGCUGCAGAGACGAGCUGAGAGCGUCCUCACCGUUACCGAGGAGACGGAGCUGGACUUCACCACCACACACGCACCGACACACACACACUGACAGACACACACACACACACACACACACUGACAGACAGACACACACACACACACGCACGAGCCUCGUUAUGGAUCAUUGGAUCAUAAGUGUUGUCAGAUGAUUGAACUUGUUCUUCACAUUGAAAUAAAUUUUUAUUGAAACAUUA